UCAUUCUGGGGGUAUUUCAACAUGGCUGGUGUGUGAACUCCGCAAAACGUUUUGGUGUUUGCUGAAAAACAGUCGCUAAAGUGCUCCUCCACGAUGACUUCGACGAAGAACGAGGAGUCCGCGGCGAAGCCCAUGCAGAGGAUAUACGGGCAGAUAGUGAUUUCGCUGGAGAACUGCCUGCUGCCGGACGGAAAGCUGGAGCAAACGCCAUCGCAAUUGGACGGCUUGGAUCGCGACACGGAGGUCGACUUGCGAAUUCUGGGCUGUGAGCUCAUCCAGACGGCCGGAAUACUGCUGAAGCUGCCACAGGUGGCAAUGGCAACUGGGCAGGUACUAUUUCAGCGUUUCUUUUAUUCUAAAUCAUUUGUCCGACACAAUAUGGAGACCACCGCCAUGAGCUGUGUUUGUCUGGCGUCCAAAAUCGAAGAGGCGCCCAGACGAAUACGCGAUGUUAUUAAUGUUUUCCACCAUAUCAAACAAGUCCGUGCACAAAAACCUAUUACGCCUAUGAUAAUUGAUAUUAACUAUAUCACGCUCAAGACACAAGUUAUCAAGGCGGAGAGGCGAGUACUCAAGGAGCUGGGAUUCUGCGUGCACGUGAAGCAUCCGCACAAGAUCAUUGUCAUGUAUCUGCAAGUGCUGGGCUUCGAGAAAAACCAGAAGAUGAUGCAAAUGGCGUGGAACUUCAUGAAUGACUCCCUCCGGACGGACGUGUUCGUGCGCUACCAGCCCGAGACGAUAGCCUGCGCCUGUAUCUACCUCACGGCGCGCAAGCUGUCCGUCAAUCUGCCCACCAAUCAGCCCUGGUACGGCAUCUUUCGCAUCAGCGAGACACACAUUCAGGACGUGUGCUAUCGCAUCUGCCAGCUCUACAGGCGCCCCAAGGCGAACGUGGAGAAGCUCGAGGCGGCCGUGGAGGAGCUGCGGAAGCGGUACAUGGACUCGAGGACGAAAUCGCGUGCCACGGGCCAGAACUCGUCGCCGGUGCAGCACAGCGUGGAGCGGAGCAACGGAUCGGCGCACAAUGCGUGGAGUGGAUUCAUCUCGCGGGCGGUGCCGAUUCAGGUGGAUGCGAACGAUGACGGGCAGAAGAACUCCAAGUCCAAGUCGCGGACGCCGAGUCCGUCGAAUGACGACAAGGGUCGAUCGCGGAAGAAGCUGAAGCUGAACGAUCGACGCUCACGGACGCCGCUGAAGCUGAGCAGCAGUGGCAAGAAGAAGUCGAGACACUCCUCGCACUCGCCCAGCACGUCGCCCUCGCUGAAGCACAGGAAAAGUGACAAGAAAGGCGAUCGGUCUCCUAUUGGCGGUCGGGACAAGUACAUCAACGGUGAUAAGCACGGCAGUGGCAAGGACUACAUUUCCAAGGACUACAAGCGUGAUCGGGACAGGAGAGAUCGAGACGGCAAGGAUCGCUCCUCAUCGAAGUAUGAUCGCUACAGUUCAUCCAGUCGCGAUCGGUCGAAACAUCGUGCGAGAUCGAAGGACUCGCGCCGCUAAAACAGGAAGGUAUUCUUUUUAGUAGGUUAAAAGAAAAAGAAACUAUAGCGAGGCAAGGAAGAAGAAAAUGUGGGUGGUUAUUUUACAAUUUGAAUUGCAAAGGUACAAAAAAUGGGGGGGUAAAAAUUAGACCAGAAAGAAUGGUUUUUCGCGAGGGAAGUAGAAAAUUCGAUGAUUGGCCAAAUUUUCCUACAUAAACACAUUGAUUUACUUUGCAAUUCCACUUAAUUUUCCUCAUUUUCAAAUAUUUCCCCGAACGUGUGAUGGUUUUAAAUCACACUGAAGAAAGGGUAUUUUUAUAUUUUGGUUUCUACCACUAAAAAAAGGUGGAGAAAUUUUAUUUGCAUUUUUAAAUUUUCCUAUUCUCACAUCGAAAAUCAUGAUUCUAAAAGCGGGUGAAGAAGAAAAAAUCGAACAAUGAUAAAUACUUAAACACCAAAAAGAGAAAAAAAAAUCGUGGAGAAAAGUGAAAAAGAGUCACUCUUAUUUAAAUUUCUUAGCAAAAUAUUAGUUCGAGAGCAAGUUAAUAUCUUCAAUUGUGGCUGAAGAGGGUUUUUAGUUGAAACAUGAUGUGUAUUUGAUAGACUUUGGAAGAGGAGAGGAAAAGCAUGUCUUUUGAGAAACAUUGCGAGAUAUGAGAAUUCCCUCAAUUUGUACAGUGUAAAUUUUAAAUAAUGAUAGCAGAAGACAAGUGAGAA
Phlebotomus argentipes is the source of this 2198-nucleotide messenger RNA. Its product is annotated as cyclin-L2. Lineage: Eukaryota; Metazoa; Arthropoda; Insecta; Diptera; Psychodidae. The transcript has 4 exons. Gene Ontology annotation, molecular function: cyclin-dependent protein serine/threonine kinase regulator activity. Gene Ontology annotation, cellular component: nucleus. The coding region runs from base 94 to 1500 and encodes 468 amino acids. The record is from RefSeq and is a predicted model, not a curated record. Gene Ontology annotation, biological process: regulation of transcription by RNA polymerase II.